Antrostomus carolinensis (chuck-will's-widow) is the source of this 933-nucleotide messenger RNA. Its product is annotated as ectonucleoside triphosphate diphosphohydrolase 8. The annotation marks the transcript as partial. The record is from RefSeq and is a predicted model, not a curated record. Lineage: Eukaryota; Metazoa; Chordata; Aves; Caprimulgiformes; Caprimulgidae. Gene Ontology annotation, molecular function: UDP phosphatase activity; ribonucleoside triphosphate phosphatase activity; GDP phosphatase activity. Gene Ontology annotation, biological process: nucleoside diphosphate catabolic process. The transcript has 5 exons. Gene Ontology annotation, cellular component: plasma membrane.
UUUUCCUUUGCAGAGAAAUGGGAACAUCCACAGGACACUGAGGUUUUUGGAGCUUUGGACCUUGGAGGUGCCUCAACCCAAAUAACCUUCCAGCCUGGAAUCACCAUCGAGGACAAGAACACCUCCAUCUUCUACAGGCUGUACGGCACCAACUACUCACUCUACGCCCACAGCUACCUCUGCUACGGGCAGGCACAGGCCUUGAAGAUGCUGUUGGCAGCUCUCCACCAGGGCAGCCCAUCUGCCCAGCAGAUAUCACACCCCUGCUAUCCCAGGGGAUACCAGGAGAACAUCACCAUGGCAGACCUCUACAACAGUCCCUGUGUCCAUGCACCGAGCCCACCCAGCCCUACACAGGUCCUCACGGUGACGGGGACGGGAGAUCCAGUGCUGUGCAGCAUCUCCAUCCAGAAACUCUUCAACUUCAGCUGUGGGGCCAACAGGACGUGCGGGUUCAACGGGGUUUAUCAGCCGCCCGUGCGGGGCCAAUUCUUCGCCUUCGCUGGGUUCUACUACACCUUCCACUUCCUGAACCUGACCAGCCAGCAGUCUCUAAAUGACGUCAACUCCACAGUCCAGACUUUCUGCAAGAAGAACUGGGCAGAGCUGGUUGAGACCUUCCCUCAGGAGAAGGGGUACCUACACAGGUACUGCUCCACGGCCAUUUACAUCUUGACACUGCUGCUUGAUGGCUACAAGUUCAAUGAGCACACGUGGAGCAGCAUCCACUUCAGCCGGCAGGCAGCAAACACAGACAUUGGAUGGACACUGGGCUUCAUGCUGAACUUGACCAACAUGAUCCCCACGGAGGCUCUGGAACAUGUCAAGGGGCACCAACCCAGUCUGUGGGCAGGUGCUGUCUCUUUCAUUGUGCUGGCCAUGGUGGCAGGGCUGGUCGCCGUUUUCCUCCAGUGUUUCUGGAAAACCAAGUAG